GCAUCUGUGUCAGUGUCCAUGUGACAUUGGCAACUCAAUUGAGUGUAUAUGAGUAAUAGAUUGCCAUAGUAGUGGGUGUACUAUAUACAAGGAUGUGAUGCUUUUUUAAAUAUUGUUUAUUGUAGUAUGAGUUGAACCACAUUAGUUCAGUGAUGUCAGUGGUGAGUGCAACGUGUGAACCCGAUCUGUCAGGACAUAUCAAACAAGUGACCACUAAAAUCCGCUGUGUUAAUUUUCCUUUUUAUUUUUUUUUUAUAUUUUUUUUUCCUGGUAAGUGUAGACAGAGUAAUAUCUCGCAACAAUCGAUAACUACCAACUUUGUUAAUUAUUGUUAUCACAAGAUGUUGUUUUAUUUUUUGUAAAUAUAAAUAUUAUUGUAUUGUAUUUCUACAGACGUUGGAAUUCAAGACUUGCAGAUGAUGAUGAUAAUGAUGAUAAUGAUGAUGAUGAUGAUGAUGAUGUGAGGUGGUGAUGAAAGAAAACCUUUUAAAAAACGUUAUCAGUCAUUUGUGAGCAAGAGUAUGACUAAUAUGUCUUUUUAGUUAGUACACCCGUGAAGAUAUAUUAAAUUUACAAAUAUAGAAACGAGUUUUAAUUAUUUUAAAUGAACAAUAUUGACUAUUGGAGGUUUAUUUUUAUUAACAUUAUGUGUGGAAUGCAUUUUAAUAAUGGACACAACUGUUGCGUCAAUAAAGAAUUUAUUUUAUAUGUGCAAUAUUUUAUAUUAAUUAACUCGGCAAUUAGUGGGUGUUGUUAAUUUGUUUUUUUUUGAUAAAACAGUCUAUGUUUUAUGAUUUAUUAUAAUUGUCCAAAUAACAGAGCAAGAAUCGACAAAAGGACCACGUGGAGGUAGCGCAAGUUCACGAAAAAAUAUGUACAAGUAUGUCCGAAAGCAGGAUGAAGGCAGAGUACGAGGAGGUAGAGAAGACAGAAGAGGGUUCACUGUACGUGUUCCCCGAGGAGGCGAGUCGUGUACCCGCAUUAAAUCCACCAGCAGCGAGGCUGCCCGCAAUAAUGACGUCAACUUUGUCAUGGGUAAAAGACGUUGUGGAUUCGGAAGAAAGUGGCGACCUGGUAAAAGGCCGACGUUACGCACCGUCACUGGUGCUAAGAACCCACGCCAGGUCAGCAAGCCACGCUGGAGUUUUAGCGCCUUCGGCAACGGCUUGCCAACAGUCAAUGAAUCUGUCGGGUCCAUUGCCAAAUAUACCAGUGACCUCAUCAGUAACGGGAGCAAUGCGCCCGUCGGCGCUGAAGAAACCCGGGCAUCAGAGAGCAUUCUCACAGGGUCAAGUAGUUGAUAUUAAAAAUCAGUCCUCGGAGGUGACGGGCCACAGUAGAGUUGGCUCGAAAACAGACUUUAUAUUGCCUCCGGGACAUCGCGAUGAACCAAGAUCAGCAUCAAUUGGGGUCGGUGGCAAUACUGCUACUAAGACACCAUCUUUUCGGGGUCACGCGAGACAAGCUUCUAGAUCAGAGUCUAUUUAUACGAUAAGACGAUCCGCUGCUCCACCUUUGUGGAGGCGAAUAUGUGCCCAUUGUUUUGGUUCGUUUAAUUCACAAGAAGAAUCCCGACUGAGAACUAUUGUGCCUAAUCACCUUGUACCAGUAAAAACCCCAUUAGAUCAGCAUCCUAAUGGUGCUCGUGUCGAUAAUAGGGUACGAACGACUAAGUAUACAUUGCUAUCUUUCUUGCCACGCAAUCUAUUGGAGCAAUUCCAUCGGGUUGCUAAUUUGUACUUCAUUUUUAUUGUAUUAUUAAACUGGGUACCGGCUAUUAAUGCAUUUGGAAAAGAAAUAGCCAUGAUCCCGGUUUUAUUUGUUUUGGGUGUCACGGCAGUUAAAGACUUUUUUGAAGACCGUCGGAGAUUAGCCAGCGAUCGACGAGUUAACAACUCAAUGUGUCGUGUAUACCUUAGUGAAGUUGACCGAUAUGCCAAGGUCGCCUGGAAAGACAUCAAAGUUGGAGAUAUUGUUCAUUUAUCAAACAAUGAAGUUGUACCGGCAGAUAUUCUCUUACUUAGAAGCAGUGAUCCUCAAGGAUUUGCUUUUUUGGACACUUGUAAUCUUGACGGAGAGACAAAUCUUAAGCAACGUCAAGUAGUCCGUGGAUUUUUAAAUCACCAAAAUUCAUUCCAACCUUCAAAAUUUCGCUCUGUAGUUGAAAUUGAUGCACCGACGACUAAAAUUUAUAGAUUUUAUGGGGCAGUGGUACAUCCUGAUGGCACCAGAGUGUCAGUCACAACAGAGAAUCUAUUAUUGCGAGAAUGUUUGUUAAAAAAUACAGACUACGUUGAAGGUAUUGUCGUUUAUGCAGGUCAUGAGACUAAAGCAAUGCUGAACAACGGAGGACCGAGGUACAAACGUUCGCGACUAGAAAGAAAAAUGAAUACAGAUAUCAUAUGGUGUGUUGUAAUUCUUUUGCUGUUGUGUGUCAUCGGAGCAGUUGGCUGUCGAAUUUGGCUAUCAAUAAUCAGUAGUGACGUGGCUUCAACAAUGUCAAUACCAUUUUUAUCAAUAUCCCGGAGUUCUAUUUUUGAAGGAAUAAUAUCUUUUGGUACUUUUAUUAUUAUAUUACAAGUAAUGAUACCUUUAAGUUUGUACGUAACAAUGGAAAUGGCUAAAGUCGGUCAAGUUUAUCAUAUCGGACAUGACGUCGGGCUUUUUGAUGAAGAAACCCAACAAAAAACUGAAUGCAGAGCUUUGAAUAUAACCGAAGAAUUAGGACAAAUUCAAUAUGUAUUUUCAGAUAAAACAGGAACACUUACGGAAAAUAAAAUGAUAUUUAGACGCUGUACAAUAGGUGAUGGGUAUGAUUACCACCACGAUGGCGAGGAUGAAAAUAUUUUAGUGUGUACGCGUUUAAAAGAAGAUUUAUUGAUCGGAAACACCCGUCAUAGGCUUCAAGAAUUUUUAAUUCUUCUCGCUAUUUGCAAUACAGUUGUAGUGAAUACAAUUCCACAUCAUGAUUCAAUGAAUUCAAAUGGAACAGUCGACGAAGAGCCCGCUGAGUCUGACGAAGUAUCACCGAUGAAAUACAAUAGAUUAAAAAGAUUAGAAAUAUUAAAUACAACCGCGCCGUCUUCAUCAUCAUUAGCUUCACAGCCACCAACAUCGUCACAACAGACACCUUUGUCGACGAUGAUACCGUUGUCGGCACUGCCUCUAUCUACCUCAUUCAACGAUUUUAGUCAGGAUAAUGCAACAGUAGCAGCAACAACACCAACUACAACAAUAUCCACAUCUUCAUUAAGGCUUGAAAGGCCUUUGUCUUUAAAUGUAUCCAACAAAAUAUUCCGGCGUAAAUUAUUGAACAUUGCUACAAUAUCCGGAAUGCUUUUACGUAAACACUCGCCCAUAGAUGAAGAAGUUAAGUAUGAUAGUAAUAAUUCGCUAUCGAAUACCGAUGCUCAAACAAUUUAUGGCUAUCAAGCGGAUUUACAACCACGUAUUUACGAGGCUGAAAGUCCUGAUGAAUUAGCGCUCGUUCAUGCAGCCAAAGCUUAUAAUAUUAAAUUGAUAAACAGAACGUGUAAGAGCGUUGUUAUAUCACUGCCAAAUAAAUCAACACUUACGUAUGAAAUCUUGCAAGUAUUGCCGUUUGAUUCAACGAGAAAGUGUAUGUCUAUUGUUGUACGUCAUCCUCUUACCAAUGAAAUAUUGUUGUACACCAAGGGAGCUGAUUCAACGGUAUUGUCAUCACUGGCUGAAGGUGUUGAAGCUAAUGACGAUGAAUUAUCGGCAAGUGUUGUUAAAAUACGACAACAAUUAUAUACGUACGGUCGUCAAGGUUUAAGAACCCUUGCGACGGGCAAACGAGUGCUCACUGAAAGUGAAUUCGAUUUGUGGAAACAAAAAUAUGUGGAAGCUGAAUUGUCGGCGAGUGAGAAUAGGGAAAAAAAAAUUCGUGAGUGUUACUCACUUUUGGAGUCUAAUUUAAAACUUGUUGGUGCUACGGGCAUUGAAGAUAAACUGCAAGAAGGUGUACCUGAGGCUAUAGCAACUCUUAUAAGUGCAGGAAUUGUCGUUUGGGUACUGACUGGUGACAAACCAGAAACAGCAGUAAAUAUUGCAUACUCAGCGAGACUUUUCACCCCGUCAAUGCAAUUGCUGAGACUUCACGCGAGGUCUAAAACAAUAACUGAAAACUUAAUACGUAGUUUUUUGGAAGCCAUUCAUAUGAGCGAAGAUGAUGUUCCAGAGCAGCAACAAAAAAGAGCUCUGGUUGUCGACGGAAAGACUCUGACGUUUAUUUUAGAUCCCAGAUCAGGACUUACGGCUCCGUUUUUGGAGCUUACGCAAUUCUGCUCCAGUGUACUGGCUUGUCGCGCCACACCGCUGCAGAAAGCUUACAUAGUUAAAAUUGUUAAGGAAAAAUUGUCUGUUAGGACAUUAGCGAUAGGUGACGGUGCCAAUGAUGUGAGUAUGAUCCAGACAGCAGAUGUUGGUGUCGGAAUAUCGGGGAGAGAAGGAACACAAGCCGUGAUGGCUUCCGAUUUUGCCAUUGCGAGAUUUCCUAUGCUCGCGCGAUUACUUCUUCUACACGGACACUGGUGUUACGACAGACUUGCACGAAUGAUCCUUUAUUUUUUCUACAAAAAUGCAAUGUUUGUCUUUCUUAUUUUUUGGUAUCAAAUGUACUGUGGCUUCUCCGGCGCAGUAAUGAUUGAUCAAGUGUACCUGAUGCUUUAUAAUUUAUUAUUUACCUCACUGCCUCCCUUGGCGAUUGGAGUUUACGACAGAAUAGCUCCUGCGAAUAUUUUAUUAUCAUACCCAGAGCUUUACGCUCGAGGAAGACUUGGACUUAUUUAUAAAUCUUAUUCAUUUUGGUAUACAACCGCCGAUGCACUUUAUCAGAGUAUUGUUAUCUUCUUUGUAGCGGAAGCGGCUUAUCAUGACUCUGAAGUGGAUAUCUGGGAGUUUGGAUUAACAAUAACUACCUCUUGCAUAAUUGUUAUGCUUAUUCAAGCGUCCUUAGAAUUCAAAUCUUGGACAAUCAUACAUGUCGCCACAAUUGUAGGUUCUUUUGGAAUUUUUUUCGGAUUUGCUCUUAUAUACAAUAUUGCCUUUAAAAAUCUAAUGGGCUUACCUGGCUCGUACUGGAUAAUGCCAAAAGCUCUUACACGUCAUACGUAUUGGUUAACAGUGAUACUUACUGCAGUACUUGCUAUUUUACCAAGGUUUUUGUACAUAAUAUUAAAAAAUACAAUCGCUCCGGACAUGAUCCUUCGAGCAAAGCUUCAAUCUAAAAUGAAGCAUGAUAUCACAACGACUACAACGAUGCUUACAUCGGCUACAAUGACUACUCAGAGUAAUCACAGUCGUCUGUCGGAAGCGAACGGUAUCCUUGCGAGUGGUUCACGUUCUUCGCAAAAUACAACUCCAAAAACCGAAGUUAGACCUGAAACAAAUAAUCCACUAACCACUAUUGUCGCAUAGAUUAAUUUAAGGGAUCAGAUAAAUAAUUUUAACCUUUA
This is a messenger RNA of Cotesia glomerata, 5477 nucleotides long. RefSeq names its product phospholipid-transporting ATPase VA. Gene Ontology annotation, molecular function: ATPase-coupled intramembrane lipid carrier activity; ATP hydrolysis activity; ATP binding. The record is from RefSeq and is a predicted model, not a curated record. Gene Ontology annotation, biological process: phospholipid translocation. Lineage: Eukaryota; Metazoa; Arthropoda; Insecta; Hymenoptera; Braconidae. Bases 883 to 5439 code for a protein of 1518 amino acids. The transcript has 10 exons. Gene Ontology annotation, cellular component: plasma membrane.